UGAACUCAAGUGGAAGUGUAGUGAACUGAGAACUGAACCAAACCAGGCCAGAGGAGCUCAGACGGAAGGCUGUACAAUGUCCGUGCACCCCAGAGUCGUCCACAAGAGGAGGGUGACAAUCACAGCUCUGCCUCUGUACUACUCUGGACAGCUGCUGAAGAAACACACCGAAGAGAGGGUGAGGACAAAGAAGAGAAAGAAUCAAAAUCUCCCGCCCCGACCAACCUUCCUACUCUCGGCCUCGUCCUCCCCCUCCCCUCCACCAGCCAAAGACAAGCAGGACCACCACAACCCCAACAUGCCUUUGUGUUUCUUCGAUGUGACUCGGCAGGAGGCCGAGAGGAUGCUGGAGGCAAACCUAGAGUAUGGAAGCAUCAUCCUCCGCCCGUCCACCCUGGCCAACUACUACGCCCUGACCCUCAGAAAACUGACGCCCAGUGGGCCUGUCGUGAAGAACUACAGAGUGACCUCCACAAACUCAGGGUUUGUGAUUGAAUAUGUGGUGACAGUCUUCUCUUUGAAUGAUGUACUUAAAUACUUCCUUGAUAGGACAGACUACCGUCUUCAUCCCUACGUGGCAUCUCAGCCCUACGACACUCGGAUCGAGGUGUCACCCGCUCCGAAGUGCAUCAGCAUCACCUCACCUACGCCUAAAACGGUACCCAAGGCGGAAGUGGCACCCAUGCCGCGGUCGCAAACCGCAGAGGAGCCUGAUGAUCACAACCUAAAAGAUAGUGACAUUUGUGUGUUUUUGUCUAAACUAGUUCAGUUGGACAGUGAGCUUCGGCGAGUUUUGAAUUCCCGGAGGGAAAACAUCUACAGCGCGAGUGGCGAGGAGGAAGACUCCUACUAUGAGAAUCCAACCACUGAAAAACCCCACUCUUGCACUACGAAGAGUACAGCAGUGUGACGCACGUACUGUUGUUGCUUUAGUAAGAGCCCGACUAAUUUCAUGCGCAACUCUCAUCUUCAGCUGAUAGAUAACAAGUUCCCCUGUGGAUCAGACAAAAAUUCUGCCACCUUUAGUGUUAUGAAAGUCUUUCAAACAUGCAAUGGACAAAGUUAAAAAAGUGUGGCGGCUACAUUUAAAAUGAAAGAAGUUUCUUAGACUUAGCCGC
Xiphias gladius (swordfish) is the source of this 1118-nucleotide messenger RNA. RefSeq names its product signal-transducing adaptor protein 1-like. Gene Ontology annotation, molecular function: protein kinase binding; signaling adaptor activity. The record is from RefSeq and is a predicted model, not a curated record. The transcript has 8 exons. The coding region runs from base 77 to 910 and encodes 277 amino acids. NCBI's taxonomy places the organism in Eukaryota, Metazoa, Chordata, Actinopteri, Istiophoriformes, Xiphiidae. Gene Ontology annotation, biological process: cell surface receptor protein tyrosine kinase signaling pathway; positive regulation of B cell receptor signaling pathway.